This is a messenger RNA of Loxodonta africana (African savanna elephant), 2481 nucleotides long. RefSeq names its product thiopurine S-methyltransferase (gene TPMT). The record is from RefSeq and is a predicted model, not a curated record. Gene Ontology annotation, molecular function: thiopurine S-methyltransferase activity. The transcript has 9 exons. NCBI's taxonomy places the organism in Eukaryota, Metazoa, Chordata, Mammalia, Proboscidea, Elephantidae. Bases 175 to 912 code for a protein of 245 amino acids.
CCCAGGACGCAGAGAGAGUGCGGGUGUGAAGUGGGAUGAUUUGCUCAGAAGUGUGUGAGCCGGUGAUGAGAUUCCCCGGACUGGGCAUCCUAACAAGCGUGAACAGCUCAGCAGUCCGUGCCCUGAAAUGGCAUUGGUGGCAUCCGCUUGAGAGACAAAGGUGUCUACGAAACUAUGAAUGAUAGAGGAACUUCACUUGAAACUAAAGAGUACCCUGUUACUGAGAUACAAAAAAAUCAAGUAUUGUCUCUGGAAGAAUGGCAAGAAAAGUGGGUGAAACACAAUAUUUCAUUUCAUCAAGAAGAAGGACAUCGGCUACUAAAGAAGCAUUUGGAUGCUUUUUGUAACGAUGGGAGUACACUCAGGAUAUUUUUCCCUCUUUGUGGAAAAGCAGUUGAGAUGAGAUGGUUUGCAGACUUGGGACAUAGCGUUGUUGGUGUGGAAAUCAGUGAACUGGCGAUACGGGAAUUUUUUACAGAGCAGAAUCUUUCCUACUCAGAGGAACCAAUCCCUGAAAUCCCUGGAGCCAAAGUGUUUAAGAGUUCUUCAGGGAAUAUUUCUUUGUACUGUUGCAACAUUUUUGAUCUUCCAAGAGCAAAUAUUGGCCAGUUUGACCGGUUUUGGGAUAGAGGAGCCUUAGUCGCUAUCAAUCCAGGUGAUCGACAACGCUAUGCUGAUACAAUGUUGUCCCUUACAAGAAAAGAGUUUCGCUACUUCCUGUGUGUUGUAUCUUACGAUCCAACUAAACAUCCAGGUCCACCAUUUUAUGUUCCAUAUGCUGAAAUUAAAAGAUUGUUUGGUACGGCGCUCAGUAUUCAUUGUCUUGAGAGUGUUGAUGCUUUUGAAGAACGACAUAGAAAUUGGGGAAUUGACUACCUUUUUGAAAAGUUAUAUCUACUUACAGAAAAGUAAAUGAGACAUAAAAUUGAGUAACAUCAACAUGUUUUUAAGCAAUUGAAGAUUAUGCUCUCAUGAAAAUAUAAUUAAUGACUUUAAAAAAUGUACUUACAGACUGUGUCACAGAUCUUUGCUGAACAAUGCAUAUAACUUUUUAGAAAAAAACCACAUACUAAAAUGUUACAAUGGCUACCUUUUGAGAGGAGAGUAUGAUUGGGGAUGGAAGCAAACUAUACCUAGAUGUUUUACAGAUUCUAUACAAAACCUGUAGGUAUAUGUAUACUUAGAGAUGCCAAGAAAUGUUUACAUUCAGCAUGUAUUACUUAUAAAGUUAAAAAAUAAAAGAGAAAUACAAUGCAUAUAAUUUAAAGAAAUAUAAUAUAGCAAAUUUGGCAUUCUUUAUGAAAUUUAGAACCAUUGAAGAAAUGUAACACUUUAAUCAUGUGAAGGGUAAAAGAAAGUGAUCUUAGUGAUCUAAUGCUGCUAUAACAGAAAUAUCACAAGUGGAUGGCUUUAACAAACAGAAGUUUAUUCUCUCAUGGUUUAGGAGGCUAGAAGUUUGAAUUCAGGGCACCAGCACUAGGAGAAGGCUUUCUCUCUCUGUUUGCUCUGGGGGAAGGUCCUUGUUUCCUUUCAACAUCUGUGGGCCCAGCUUUCCUUGGAAAUCUUCGUGUGUCUUAGCAUCCAUCUUCCCUGAGUCUAGGAGGUUCAUAGUGCAGAGACCCUGGGUCCAAAGGGUACACUUUGCUCUUGGCUCUUCUUUUUUGGUGUAGGUCCCUCCCUUUCUGCUCACUUCUCACUCCUUUUGUCUUGUAAGAUAAAAGGUGAUGCAGGCCACACCCCAGGGAAACUCCCCUUUCAUCAUACCAGGGCUGUGACCUGAAUAAGGGUGUUGUAUCCCACACUAAUCCAAAUUAACAUGACCUAAUCUGGCCUCAUUAACGUAACGGACAGUUCACUCCUAAAUGGGACCAUAACCAUAGGCAUAGAGGCUACGAUUUACAAAAUGGAGGACAACUACAUAAUACUGGGAAUCAUGGCCUAGCCAAGUUGACACAUUUUCAGAGGACACAUUUCAAUCCAUGAUGGUGGUCUAUGAAAUUAUAUAAAAUACUAGCUUUUACUAUGACUCAUAUUAUACUCGAAUCCUAACACCCCUUUUCACUUUCUGUCCCUUAUAUAAUAAUUUUAUAUGUAACAGAAUCAAGAAAUAAAAAUUUUUAAUUAAAUGAACCAACCUAUAUGGAGCAAGCUAUUUUUCCCAAACUGUAAAAGUAAAGUUUUUUUUCAGUCUUUUUUCUGAGUUUCAGUUUUUUAUUUCUUCAGGCUAAUCUUUCUUAAGUGAUACAGUCUUAGGAAGUACAAAAUACAUAGGGCUGGAUUCAUGAUUAUCCACUAUGAAAGUUCAGAUUCAAAACUUUGAAGUUUUUCGUUAACAAUCGCUUUUAUUAAACCAGCCAUUCCAUUUUAUUAAACCUAAUCGUACUACCUAAUACCUAGAAAUUUUGGAUUGUUUAACUCAUACAAACCACAUACUAAAAUGUUAAUAGGAUAGUAUAUUUCAUUAAAAAAUAAGUUAUUUAA